GAUGGCGAUGGCGAUGGCGAUGGCGAUGGCGAUGGCGCGGGGCGGGCCGGGGCGGCGGGCACUCUGAGCGGAGCCGGAGCCGGCGCCGGGCCAUGUCGUCCUCCUUCUUCAACCCCAGCUUCGCCUUCAGCUCGCACUUCGACCCCGGCGGCGCCCGGCUCGGCGAGCUCUCCUGGCCGUCCUCGCUGGCCGUGCCGGCCGUGGCCCUGUCCGGGCUCCUCACCGCCGUCGCCCUCAUGCUGGCCUGCCUGUGCUGUAAGAAGGGCGGCAUCGGCUUCAAGGAGUUUGAGAAUGCCGAGGGCGAGGAGCUCGCGGCCGGCUGCUCGGCACAGGGCUCCCCGGCCCAGGACGGCCCCGACGUGUAUGUGCUGCCGCUGACCGAGGUCUCGCUGCCCAUGGCCCGGCAGCCGGGCCGGUCAGUGCAGCUGCUCCAGUGCUCGGCCCUGGGCCGGCACAGCCUGCUGUACCUGGAGGAGAUCGGCCGAGGCUGGUUCGGGAAGGUGCUGCUGGGGGAGGUGCACUCGGGGCGGAGCAGCGCCCGGGUGGUGGUGAAGGAGCUGGAGGCCGGCGCCAGUGUGCACCAGCAGAUGCACUUCCUGGAGGAGGCGCAGCCCUACCGGGCCCUGCAGCACAGCAACCUGCUCCAGUGCCUGGCCCAGUGCACGGAGGCGACGCCCUACCUGCUGGUGAUGGAGUUCUGCGCCAUGGGCGACCUCAAGGGCUACCUGCGGAGCUGCCGGGCGGCGGAGCCCCUGGCGCCCGACCCGCUGACGCUGCAGCGCCUGGCCUGCGAGGUGGCCUGCGGCCUGCGGCACCUGCACCGCGGCAGCUACGUGCACAGUGACCUGGCCCUGAGGAACUGCCUGCUCACCGCCGAUCUGACAGUGAAGAUCGGAGACUACGGCCUGUCCCACGGCAAAUACCGAGAGGACUACUUUGUGACGGCGGACCAGCUGUGGGUGCCGCUGCGCUGGAUCGCCCCGGAGCUGGUGGACGAGGUGCACGGCAACCUGCUGGUGGUGGACCAGACCAAGGCCAGCAACGUGUGGUCCCUGGGCGUGACCCUGUGGGAGCUGCUGGAGCUGGGCGCGCAGCCCUACCCGCAGCACUCGGACCGCGAGGUGCUGGCCUUCGCCGUCCGCGAGCAGCAGCUCAAGCUGCCCAAGCCCCGGCUGCCACUGGCGCUGUCCGACCGCUGGUACGAGGUGAUGCAGUUCUGCUGGCUGCAGCCCGAGCAGCGGCCCACGGCCGAGGAGGUGCACCUGCUGCUGUGCUGCCUGAGCGCCCGCGGCGCCGCCGAGGCCGCGGAGGAGGAGGAGUUCGAGCGGCGCUGGCGCUCCCUGCGGCCCCGCGGGGGCGGGCCGGGCGCGGGGGGCCUGGCGCUGGGCGGCGAGCCGACCUCGGCCUCGUCCUUCCCGCUGCUGGCGCGGUUCUCGGGCGACGGCUUCCACGCCGAGGGCGAGGACGUGCUCACCGUGACCCAGACCCGCCGCGGCCUCAGCUUCGAGUGCACGUGGGAGGCGGGCCGCGGCGCCGCCGCCUUCUCGCCGCCAGGGGGCGCGCUGAGCCCGGCCCGCGCCGGCAGCCUGCAGGAGCCCCGCGCCGCCGCCUUCUCGCCGCCAGGGGGCGCGCCGCCGGGCGUGGUGCCGGUUCUGAGCGCGCACAGCCCCUCCGUGGGCAGCGAGUACUUCAUUCGCCUGGAGGGGCCCGCGCCCGCCGCCGGCCACGACCCCGACUGCGCCGGCUGCGCCCCGCGCUCCCCGGGCCCAGAGCGCGAGGAUUCCGACGGCGCGGCCGCCUCGCCGGCUACGGAGCCGCCGCUGGGCCAGACGCUUCCCAGCCGCCCUGACCCCCACCCAGGCCGGAGCCCCACGCGUGGCCCGCCCUGCCCCUCGCCCUCGCCCGGGGGCCCGAUGCCGGUGGAGGCCACGGCGGAGGGUGCUGUCUUUGGGGACCCCCUGGGCGCCUGCACCUCUGGGACGGCGGGACCCUGGCUGCCCAGCAGCAGGUGGGCCCCCGCGCCCCGGGUCCCGGGCUGCCCGGGAGGCCGCACGGACGGCAGCCGCGUGGACGGCUGUCCGGGCAGGGAGCGUGCCCUCCAGGGCCACCCCCUGGCCCCUGGGACCCCCAGAGCACCUCUCCCGGCGCCAGAGGGGGCCUGCCUGGGCCGGGACCUCCCCCGUCCGUGUCCUGCCGAGGGCCUGGCCACAGCCCCCUGGACAGAGGCAGCAGAGAGGGGGGACCCCAGCCCCCCGACAGAGCCCAGGCGCGCAGAGGAGGCCCAGGGCCCUGCGGCACCCCAAAUGCCCCUUCCGUCUGCCCCGACCCCGUCCCUGGAGGGAGCCCUGCUUCCCGCGGGGGAGGCCAGCGCGCCCACGGCCCCGCCCGCCUCCCACGCGCCCGCUGGCGGCCAGGCCGCGGCCCCGGAGCCGGCCCCCACGGGGGACGGAGGCAGCGGCUCCCUGGAGCGGGAGGCGCCGGGCAGCGAGGACGGGGACACCACCGAGGCCACGUCCGGCGUGUCCACCGGCGUGUCCAGCGCCGGCCCUCCGGCCGAGGGGCUGGGCUCGGCGCCGGCCCCCCGCUCCCCGCAGAGGCAGGAGGCCACGCCCCACCCGCCGGACCCGCCGGGCAUCCCGUGCUCCCGCGGCGGCUGCGAGGCGUGCAGCCCGCCGGCCGGGGGCGGCGCCGGGGGGCAGCCCCGGGCCCUGGACAGCGGCUACGACACCGAGAACUACGAGUCCCCCGAGUUCGCGCCCAAGGAGGCCCCGGAGGGUGAGGGCCCCGGGCCGGACACCGCGCUGCCGGCCUCCCUCAGCGAGAAGACCCCCUACCGCGACUCCGCCUACUUCUCGGACCUGGACACGGAGCCCGAGCCCCCAGCGGGGCCGGAGAAGGGGCCGGAGCCGGGCCUGGGGCGUGCCCAGCGCCCGGGGCCGCGGCCGGCACAGCCGUCGGAGCCCUGGGUGCCCGGGGAGGCGCAGAGCCCUGGCCCCAGAGCGGGGCCCCUGCUGCCACUUCCGGGGGACCCCUCCCCUGGCCCCAGGCGGGAGGUGCCCCGGCCCCACGGCCCGGCCCAAGCGCCGCCAGAGCCCGGUGCUGGGCGUCCCAAGGUCUUCCUUCUGACCCCGGUCCCGCGCGGCUCCGAGGGCCCCCGCUCCGAGCCCCCCGAGGCCCGCGGCCCGCCGCCCGCCCUGCCGGGAAGGACAGGCACCCAGGGCGCCCCCGGAGCCCCGCUCUGCCCGGCCCGGGCGGAGGGCCGGCCGGAGGAGGAGGACGAGGACAGCGAGGACAGCGACGGCUCGGACGAGCUCGGCGGCGACAGCGUCCGGGAGCCGAGCGAGGAGAGCGAGGACGAGGCGCCCGUGCCGGUGGUGGUGGGCGAGAGCCAGAGCGCGCGCCGCCUGCGCAGCCUGCUCAAGAUGCCCGGCCUGCUGCCCGCCGCCUUCCGCCGGGACCUGGAGCCCAAGAAGAAGGCCGUGUCCUUCUUCGACGCCGUCACCGUCCACCUCUUCGACCAGGAAAGCCCCACCCGGGAGCUCGGGGAGCCCUUCCCCGGAGCCAAGGAGUCGCCCGCUGCCUUCCUGCCCGGUAGUCCCAGCGCCCCCCGCCGCCGGCUGCGGCCCCCCGAAGGCUCCCCCAUUCACUUGACUGGCCCGGAGGGCGGGGCGUUCCCCUGGGACGGCGGCUUCCUGCUGAUGCCGGUCAGGGAGCCCGCCCCGGCCGUCCCCGCCGCACCCCCCAAGCCGGCGGCGCCCGGCCCCUUCUCGCGCUUCACCGUCUCACCCACGGUCUCGCCCGCGCCCGCGCCCGCGCCCGCCUCCCGCUUCUCCAUCACGCACAUCACGGACUCGGACGCCGGCUCCGUGGGAGGCCCUGCAGGAGGUGCCGGGGUCAGCUGUGAGGAAGCAUGAGCCCUGCUGGUCCCGCUCCGGGCCCGGCGGGACGGAUGCCGAGCGGGGACGGGACCACGCGGGGCCCGGCGAUGGUCGGCAGCAGCUUCCAGAACCUCCGUGCCCGCAGCACCCUGACCGCGGGGCUGUGCGUGCCAGCCAGGGCUGCCCCAGGGGAGCC
This is a messenger RNA of Pipistrellus kuhlii (Kuhl's pipistrelle), 4074 nucleotides long. RefSeq names its product apoptosis associated tyrosine kinase (gene LMTK1). Gene Ontology annotation, biological process: brain development; peptidyl-tyrosine autophosphorylation. NCBI's taxonomy places the organism in Eukaryota, Metazoa, Chordata, Mammalia, Chiroptera, Vespertilionidae. Gene Ontology annotation, molecular function: protein tyrosine kinase activity; ATP binding. The record is from RefSeq and is a predicted model, not a curated record. The coding region runs from base 93 to 3914 and encodes 1273 amino acids. The transcript has 14 exons.